AUGUCUCGCGAAGUUGCGAAAGCGGUUAAAUCUGUCUCUAACGCUAUUCCUGUUCACAAGAAAUAUACCGUCCAGUCCACUGGUAUAUGGGAACGUAUCCGACGCCUCCUAGCCUUAGACCCUAACCGUUCUACUGGUGUCCCACUCAAUCCCCAGUAUCGCAAUCCACCUCCAGGAGCCCUGCCUCCGCAGUCCUACGAUGAUCCAGUAACUAUCCCAGCUGGUGAUAUCGCAGACAACCCAUACUGGAAACGGGAUGUCCGGAGGAAUUACCCCAAGUUGAGCGUAGUCAACCAGGCAGAUGUUGUCGGUCUUCUCACCGUGGGAAGCAAAUCAGCACCAAAAGACGAUGUUCUCCAAAUUGGUGAAGCAGGGCAGAAGCAAUUGGUUGCCGUGAAGCAGGAAGGAGAAGAGCGGGGCCUAGCUGCUUUGUUCGAGAAGGAUAAGCGGAAUGUCCAGGGAGUAUUGGGACCUGACGGUUUACCACCGCUUCCAUGCAAUCUCAACCCGUCUUCGAAGUACCAGCUCGGUUCUGGACAAGGGUACCCGGAAAAGUACUCUUGCCGUACCUUUGUGUAA
Molecule: messenger RNA, 579 nt
Organism: Rasamsonia emersonii CBS 393.64
Lineage: Eukaryota; Fungi; Ascomycota; Eurotiomycetes; Eurotiales; Trichocomaceae
Product: NADH:ubiquinone reductase (H(+)-translocating)
Exons: 3
Coding region: 1-579 (192 amino acids)
Source: RefSeq, a predicted model, not a curated record